GAUGAUCAUUCAAAAUAUCUCAUCAUCAUCUCUAUCAUCCAUCCACCUCGUUUACGAAUGACAAUGGUUCUCUUCGCUCCACUUUCAGCAUCUCCUCUUUCGCUCUCCGUCUCAAUCUCUCGCCCUUCUCACUCUCGACGCCGCCCAUUGCUACUGCUUUCAUCUCUGCCUUCCGAAUCCUCAUCGUCUUCCACAACAGGAAGCGUUUUGUCAUCGGAUCAUUCAACCAAACCGCUUAUUGAAUCAAGCACCUUGAAAUACUCUCUUCCCAACCCUAGUAGCAACGCAGUUGCACGUUUUGUCCAAUCCGCCGAAUCUUCAGUCGAAAGGGUAAUCUUUGAUUUCCGGUUUUUUGCACUUCUGGCUGUAGGCGGUUCUUUAGCCGGCUCCUUACUCUGUUUUCUAAAUGGCUGCGUUUACAUUGCGGAUGCAUACAAAGUAUAUUGGACAAGCUGUUCAAGAGGAAUUCACACAGGACAAAUGGUUCUGCGCUUGGUUGAAGCAAUUGAUGUAUAUCUUGCUGGGACUGUGAUGUUAAUAUUUGGGAUGGGAUUAUAUGGACUAUUCAUUAGUAAUGUGCCUAACAAUGCUCCUCCAAGUGCUGAUCGUGCUGUUACGGGUUCUUCGUUGUUUGGGAUGUUUGCUUUGAAGGAGAGGCCGAAAUGGAUGAAGAUUUGUUCACUUGAUGAGCUUAAGACUAAAGUGGGUCAUGUUAUUGUUAUGAUCCUUCUUGUAAAGAUGUUUGAGAGAAGCAAGAUGGUGAACAUUACAACUGGUGUGGAUCUACUUUGUUACUCCAUUUGUAUUUUCUUGUCUUCUGCAUCUUUGUACAUUCUUCACAAUUUGCACAAGGGAGAAGACUAGAUAGAUGUACACUAGAACCCUCUCUUCAUUACUACUCUUAAUAAACAUCUUGUUUAUUGCUUCUUA
Molecule: messenger RNA, 930 nt
Organism: Impatiens glandulifera
Lineage: Eukaryota; Viridiplantae; Streptophyta; Magnoliopsida; Ericales; Balsaminaceae
Exons: 5
Coding region: 58-864 (268 amino acids)
Source: RefSeq, a predicted model, not a curated record